AUGGAUCGCAUAGAAAGAAAGAGAAGAUCUUUCUUACCGAAAACAACGCAGGCUUCUGAGCCGCCCAUUAAGUUCUGCCGCAUUACGGAAGAAAAUUGCCGUAGUGCGAAAAUAAUUAAGAAUGAAUGCAGGUUAAGUGACAAUGCAAAAUCUUAUCCCGAAUCCUCUACUAGUACACUACCAAAUGUUAAUUUUUAUAACGAUCCAUCAAAUUUCCUCAGUUGCAGCUGUCUUGGCUCACCACAACAGGUUUGGCAUAGUCUUUGCGAAUCACGGGAAAAAGAUAAUGAAAGAAAGUCGGAGAAAUGGAAAAAAUUGGAGGUGAAAGGCAUUCGUUCCCGAAUUACCACACUCCUAACAAUGAUCCAACUAUGCGAAUAUAUGAAAUAUCGUCGUGAAACAUAUCACCGUGCCAUAGAUAUAUUCGAUCGUAUAAUGGCUGUGUUUGACUUUGAAGCAAUGAAUAAAUCAGAAAUAAUUUUUACAGGGAUUUUCGCCGUCUUCAUCGCUUCUAAAGUAGAGGAACGGCAAAAAAACCACUGGAGAACUAUAGCGGACUACAUAAGUAAAGUUUCGCCAUGCGAUCGCAUGAAAACAGAAAAUAUGUUCGAUCUGGAAAUGAGAAUAAUUACCAACGUCAAUUGGUCAUUCAGAACUAUAACUGCCUUAGAAUGGGCUAAAAUAUAUGCACAUAUGACGCGAGUUUAUACCACAUACAAACGAAUUCAUAACUUGUCUUUGGCACAUCAAUCAACGCCAACUAAAAAAAGAACAAAAAUAGCAUACGGAGUAUCCGAUGAUCAAGAAGUGGAUUUUUUCACAUGGGCACAACUGGAUGAUCUCGUCAUAGGUGAACCAUCAUCUCCAGUAGAUUUGUGCAAUCGAAUUGCCAUCGCACAGGUCGUGGAUCUUUGCAUGAUAGAUCUUUACAAUUUUAAUUUCACAUAUCGCCAACUAGGAGCAGCAGCUUGUGUUUCGGUAUUUGGUCUUGAUUAUGAAAUAGCCUUAAGGAUUACAGGCCUCAAAAUGAAAGAUCUACGUCCGGCACUAGACUUCGUGAAUUCACAUCGACGAAUCUACAUGAAGUACGUCCACAAGGAAGGUGCUAAUAUAGCCUUUACAAGAGGGAAUGAUCUACUGCAUUUUUUCAGUGGAUUAGAUGAAGACGAGGAAAUUGAGGUGAUAGAAAUCCAAGAUGAAGCAUCCAAAAUUUCGGAAUCUACACAAACAUUGCUAAAAUGGAUGCCUGAAAUAGAGGUCCUGGCUCCACAGUCAUAUCCAAAAAAGAAGACUAGUCAUAAAAGUUCCAAAAUAUCCGGAAUUACAGAUAAAGUAUCGGAGAGUACUAGAGAGAUAUCAGAGAAGCAAGGACCGUCAAAUACGUUAUCUAAAUUUCGAAGAAAAUCGAGCAUAUUCGUGUCCGACUUAGAAGUGUCAUUGUUAGAGAUAAAUGUCAAUUCUCCAAACUUUCGAGACAUCUCCAUGGAGGCCAACAUACCAGAACAACAAAGACUAAGAAUUUUGUCACCUGAAAGUGGAAAUAAAGAACGGAUUUGCAAACUCCCCCAUAUUAUGCUUAAAAAGAAAGCACAACUUCCUGGCACAUCAGCUGCAACAGUGAAGAUAUUCUCUCAUCCUCCACCAUUUCUGCAGGUACCCGCUAAUAAAAAAUGUGGAAAAAUAAUCGAGAUGGAGUGUGGAUGUGGAUGCGGACAACAAAGCAUAAUUGAAAACAUGAAUGAACUGGAGAAAAUGAUUAGUUCACUCACAUAUCACAAGGGAAAAGGGGAAGCUAAAGGAAAAAUAUUUGUAACCAAACGUAACCAACAGGGUGAAAUAAAAAUACGCCGUGAAAUCCCUAUCCCUCAUCCAACUGAAGCUAUGGAAAAGCAAAUGGCGCAAUACUACACGCAGUGUUUUCCCCUUGAAGCACAUACAACGAUGCGUGUCAUAAAGCGUUUACAACGAUUUUGGAUGGAAUGUGGAAAUCGUCAGCUAUCCAGACGUCGACAUUCCCAUUCAGUACUUCGGCAAUAUAGAUGUACAAAUAGAAAUCGACAAAGAAGGAAAUCCAAAUGA
This is a messenger RNA of Cercopithifilaria johnstoni, 2079 nucleotides long. The record is from the annotation of a GenBank genome assembly. Lineage: Eukaryota; Metazoa; Nematoda; Chromadorea; Rhabditida; Onchocercidae.